GGUCAUUCCAGGAGGUGGGCUCAGGAUCAUAUUGUGGGGGCAAGGCAUUCAUGCAGCUAUGUGGGCGCUGUCUGUCCCUGCAGAGCUGAGGACCCAGAAGGGACAGCCCUGGACUGUCUCUACCCAGAGAGUGCCACUAAGAGAUCCUUGGCCCCUGACCCUGACCCAGAAAGGCAGCCGCAACCCCAUCUGUAGGACUGCAGGUGGCCAAGAGUGUGCAGGCCUUCCCAGAGGGCCGUGUCCUGGAAAUAGGAUCCAGGAGGCAGCCUUGGCCCCAGACCCUCCUCGCAUCCUGCCAGGCAGGGCCCCGUCCAAGGCUGGGAGGGAGAACUCUCGAUGCUCUGGCAGCCACCUCUGAGAAACCGGGCAGCACAGGGGCAGGGGAGGAGGCUGCUUUUCUCCCUUCCACGUUCUGGUGAGGCUGCUCCAUCCAGGAGCCUGGAUGGUGGGGGCGCCACCCUGCCCCGCCUGCCCCAUGCCAGGCCUCUGGAUGCAGCUGCUGUAAGGAUUGAGGUGGGAUCCAGCAGAGUACGCGGAGGGGAGGGUGGGGCUGAGGAAUAGGAGAAAGGCUGGUUGCCCUCCAGGCUGGGAGGAGCCCAGCACCCUCACCCCAGCCCGCCAGAGGCCCCCACCCAUCAUUAUGCUGUAUUCUUGCACCUCAUCUAGGCUGGGAGGAACUCCGGGCUGCUGUCCAAAGGAGGGCAGGGGACCCAGAGAUCCUCUUUGCCUCCCUCCUUGUCUCUGAGCCCUGGCCAGGGCUCUGCCUGGCUUCUCUUUUGCACGGAGAAGCUGGGUGGUGCCCGCCUCCUAACAGGGUUGUGACUAUCAAAUGAACCAAGUGGCGUGGAACCAAGUGAAUGACCCGUGAAGACAAUGGAUUCUAAGUCAAGUCAUUUCUCCAAUCUUCUUACCUAUCUUUUCAUAACUUAUUAGUUAUUACAAGUGUUAUCUUUGCCCCCCACUUACCAUGUGGGGAAACCGAGACUAAGAAACUAGGUGGCAGUGUCAGGAUUCGAACCCAGGCCUUGGCUUUCUGCGCUCAGGGCAGCAAGAAGGCUGGCUGGGGAUGAGUCCAGAGCCAGCCUGGGGUAGGGGCAUAACUCCUCACUACCUCCCCGCGCCAAGUCCCACGGCCCAGAGUCCGGUGUCCUCCCUGAGCCCCCACAGCAGCCUGAGGGGUCUGACCCCUGUCCUUCCUGGGCCUGAUUCCUCCAGCCCCAUCCCAGCUCGCCUUGCCUGAUGCCCUGGCAGCCUCGGCCGCUGCCUCUGGGGAAGGAGCUGGAACAUUAGCUCUACACUGAGUUCUGGGAGAGAAGAGGGGGGACAGGCUCAGUGGAACGGCCCUGGGGACGGCCUCAGACCCUUUGCUAGUUUCUCGGCUUGUUUCCGGGACUGUGUUUUCAGAGGUCUUUGUCCAAGACUGAGGAGGACGAUGCGGACCUUCCCUCUGUUGGGGGCACUGAGCGGCCGGCAGGGGCUCGAGCAGCCAGGCUGUCAGUGAGCCUUGCAGGCUGGCCGACCCGGGGAGGACAGAAGUCGGUUUCCCAGCAGGAUGAGGACAGGGGAGAUCAUUUCCUCCCACUGGCGAAUCAAUAUUCAACUUCUUGAUUAAAUAUUAAAUUGGAAGGUCCCCUCUCUGAGUGCCCAAGAGAGGCUGAGAGUGGGCGAGCGUGGGCCCUGCCCCUGAAAGUCUGGCUUCGUGGUUCACUUGUCCGGACCUGGGCCAGCCCGACACAAGGCAUGCUGGGAAUUCUGCUGUGAGGUUGAAGGUCAGGAAGGGGCCGGGCUGGGGGCCCUGACUCAGGAGUGACCCGAGCUUCUGCAGCGGGGUGAGAAGGGGUAGAGUGCUCACCUCCAGGGUAGCCAUGACAGGAGGAAGCCAGGGAGGUCCGUACGGAGUGAAGGCAAAUGGUCCUGAAGUCUGUCCUCACGGAAAUCAAGUGUUCCCACUUAUGUAGGUUAAAGUACAGCAAAAAGACCCCAAAUCAAAAGGCUUAAAUAAUGUAGAAUAAUGCCUCAUAGCGCAGUCCCAGGGGCAGUGCUCCAAGGUCAGUGGGGCCCUCGGCCACCCCCACAUGUGGUUUGCAAAGUGCUCUGGUGGCUGCUGCUUCCCAGCUAAUGGGGAGGAGGGGAGAGUGUCCAAGGCUAAUGGGCCAAUGUCUAUUUUGAGAUGGCCUCACUACGGUGCCCGGGCUGCUCUCAAACCCUGCUCUCAGUGGUCUUUCUCCCGCACCUUCUGAGUAGCUGGGAUCCCAGGCCUGGGCCACCACCCCUGGCUUCAAGACAAACGUCUUUAGCGAGGUACUCUGGAGGCUUUACCUGUCACUUCUAUUAACGUUCUCCUGGCAGCAGGUACUGGGGAUGGUGCCCAGCGCCGCACACAUGCUGGGCAAGCACUCUGCCGCUGAGCCACGGCCCCAGUCCUUUUUAUCUUUUGGGACGGGGCCUCAUGAUCCUCCUGCCUCAGCCUCCCUAGUAGCUGGAAUCACAGGUCUGGGCCACCAGGCCCAGCUGGUUGUCAUUUCUUGAUCGGAUGCUGGUGAUGCGUGUUUCUUGGUGGGAAUCCACUGCUCUCGCACAUAGGGUCUAGGGUCUGUGCAUUUCCAUAACAUAUACAUGACGACAGCACAGUGGCCUGUCAUCCUAGGUACUCAAGAGGCUGGGGCAGGAGGAUCGCAAGUUCAAGGCAACCAAGUGAUGAAACCUGUCUCAAAAAGAAAAGAUAGAGCCGUAGCUCAGUGGUAGAGUAGCCCUGGGCUUGAUUCCCAGUCCUGCAAAAAUAAAUGCGUGAAUAGAUAAAUAAAUAACAUAAACAUGGAACAAGAACAAGAAGGUAGUGAGGCGGGAGGUGGCUGCCAGGGGCCGUGGUCUAGGCCUGAAUGUGGGGACGUUGGGUGCAGCCUGGCUCCUGGCCAAGGCCUGGAGGGGAAGAUGGGUAUCAGCUGAGAUUAAAUGCCAGGGCCUCCCUGGAGCUUGGGCCAGCAGGGUCGGGACUGCAGAGUCAGGUGACACCGCAGAGAGGCCCUGGCUGGGUGAGGAGGCGGAGGCCAGGGGCCCCUUUUAGGGGGCUGCCUGCCCCCAGGAGUGGUCCUGGGGAAGGGGCAGCAGGUGUGGAGAGUCCGGAAGCCUGCAGGCCCGAACGCAACCAGGGCGGGAUGGAGGAACUCCGGAGCCGUGGCAGAGUGAAAGCUGAGCCUCUCAGAGCGCCAGGUCGCACUGCCAGCUCCUCCUCCCCGGGGCCACACCACCAGUUGAUGACAGUGGAGACUUGGCUGGUCACCGUACCCUCAGAGCAGGAGGGCCUGGGCCCAGGAGAUGCACACAGACCGAGGGCCACCUGCACAGUGUGGGCAGAGCUGGGCCUCAGAGCAGCAGCUUUGUCUAUCUGGGGCCCAAGAUGCUCUUUUCCCUCCCUCAGUGCCCCCAAGGGACAGAAGACCCCACUUGCCUCUGCCAUCAGAACAUCACUCCUUGUAGAGCCUCAGGUGGGUCCCCUCUUGGCCCCAGCCCAGCCCACGGUUGGAUGGGAUGUGGUUGCCUGCUGAGGGGAGAAUCCAUGAACUGAGUCCCCGUGGGCCCGGGGACCUACACGCCCUUCUUUCCCAUGAACCUCAGGCCUUCUGCGCCACUCAGGACCCUCCAAUGUUGCCCUGCGGCCUCCGUGCGCCAGGGCAGGGGACGGAUGGAGGGGACAGGAAAUAAACAACAACAGUGUGGAGAGGGGCCGGGCAGGCCUCCGGGAAAUUCACCUCAAAACUUCCCUGAGACGCUCAGAGUUAGUUGGGGGUGUGCGAUCCCUGCUCCAUAGAGACCCCAAGAAGGGGUCCUGGGGUCCCUGCAGCAUCGCAGGCAGAACAGUGUUCUAGGGCCCAGAAGCCUGGUCACAAACUCCCGGUGAGACUAGUUACAUCUAAUACGAGUCUCAGCUGCUUCCUCUACAAAGUGGGAGCAGGGAACCCAGCAGUCUCUUGUCCUGAGGUCCCCGAAUAGAUGAGGCUUUUCAGGGGCUAGUACUGGAAAGUGACCACAGAGAUUUUUUUUUUUUUGUACCAGGGAUUGAACUCAGGGGCACUUAACCACUGAGUCACAUCCCCAGCCCUUUUUAUUAUUUAUUUUGAGACAAGGUCUCGCUAAGUUGCUGAGGCUGGCUUUGAACUUCAAUCCUCCUUCCUCAGCCUCCUGAGCUGCUGGGAUUGUAGGCCCACGCCCAGCACAACCACAGAUUUCUAAGAGACCUGGAUGGGACCAAGGGCUCUACCUAGCCACCUUGUCGGGGAGCCUGUUUCAGUGCCUGGGAGGAAAGUUCCAGAUGCAGCCUGGGCUCCACAGCAGGGCAUCCAUAUCAGGAGGCCACAUCUCAAAGUCCAAAAGCAAUAGAGGCCCACAUGGUGUCCCCAUGUGGCAAGUGCCAUCCAAGGGCAGGUGUUUGCCAUGUGCCGACUCCCCCAACCCUCUGAGUGGGUAGCACGAUUGUCACUUUGCCAAGAGGAAAUGAGUGCUCAAAGAGGGCAAGUGGGUCCCUUCAUACAGCCUCGUUCAUGUGCUCCUGCCCCUGCUGCCUGGCACAGCUCCGUCCAGAGCACAGAAACGGCGGCCACCGGCCUGACACGGUGGUCCUUUUCCAGUCAGCCCAGGGUCCUUCAGGCACAGAAAGUCAGUGUCCCCACAGGCUGUAAGAGUCCCAAGGACGUGCCAGGCUCUGGAAUAGCCAGGAUCUGCGUUUCCCAAAGCUCCCCCCCCACCCUCACCUGCAGGAGAACUCAAGGGCGACGGGGUCUCCGCCUCACCGAGGAGAACACAGUGUCCUGGGGACUAGUUAGUGGCCACCUCACAAAUGGGAGGGGUGCAGACAGGGGGGGCACAGGCCCAGCGUCCUUCCACCUGCAAACACAUCCGCCGUCCAAGUGUUAUAGUUGAAGCUUCGUCCCAGGGUUUCAUCAACUGACUUCCAGACCACGCACGUAUGAUCGAAUCAAGCCUCUACUGAAGCACACCGGUGGCGACUGACCGGAACAUAAAGCUGUUCCCCUGAUCAGCCCCGAACAAUUGCAAGGGCGCUCCUUAUAAGCCUGAAAACUGCAAAAAGGAUGUUGGGGGGUCCAGCCAAUGCAAGCCAGCCAGGUACAGAAGCGGGAGAGGGCAGUCAGGCAGAGGGAAGCCUAACCAAUCACAGUGAUCCCAGUCACCCCAGUUACAGAGGUUGCCCUAGUUACAGAAACGAUGCCCCCUUAGGUAGUUCCGUGUUCUUAAAGGUUUCUAAAGUAAAAGGGAAAGGACAUCUUGCCCCAGUCAUGACCCUUCUACUUGGCCUGGUUGUUCUACAGGAUGGAGUCAUAAAACAAAAUGGGGUCACCUUUGCUCCUGCUAUCACACCAGCAACCAGCCCAAGGUGUCGCUGCCGGGAGAUGGGCCCCCAAGUGUGGGGAUGGAGGUCAGUGGAGCCUGGGGUCGAGGCCCUGGCGGUUCCCCUGCUGGCGGCCAUGCCCACGCCUGGCCCACCCCAUGGCUCUCAGGCCUCCACCCAGACUCUGCCGGCCCUCAAGCAGUGGAGGCUUCCGGAUCCCAGAAGCUGGCUCCACCAGAAGCUUCAGUGGACCCCAGGGAAACUCCUCCCCUCACCGGGCGGGGGGGCUGAUGCAACAUCCAUCUGCCCCCACCCCCACAGCGGCUCCCAGGGGUGGAGGGUGUGGGCCACAUGGACAGGCCUCCCCCGUCCCCUGGGGAGGGGCGAGGAUUGAUCUGGCCGCUGUGCUUGCUGCUCACACCUGAGGAGCAGACGCUGCCAAUCUGGGUGCUGCUGCCUCGGGAGCCUGGGGGGGCCUCGGUGGAGGGGGUGCCGGCCAGCCAGGGCCAGUCUCUGAAGAGACACGCUGCAGCUGGUACCUGCCAGGGGGAGAGGGAUUUGAAGCUGGGACUAAGUCCACUGCCCACUGGAGAGCCGUGGACAGGGCGAUGGUUCUGGCAGGACCCUGAGCAGAUGAAGAGUCCUCCCUCCUCCUCCAGCCCGGGUCUCCUUCUAGAAUGUGCCAUCAGUAGAGCAAGACAGGCUUCCCGUGGGCAAAGGAGCAAUGUGGUUUGCAGCACCCGCAGCAGGGUGGCCUUGGAGCUGAGGGACAGUGCCACGGUCACGAGCACAGUCCACCCCUCCGGUUCUCCAGCAGCUGCUCUGAGAGGCCCGUGGCACACGCGAGGGCUCCCACCAGCAGCAGCUGCCCUCCCAGGCUUCGAUUCACAAGAUGGACACUUCCUUAGCGCAGUCACCCUUGUCCCCGAAAAGGGACACAAAGUCCCAGUGAUCACUGUACCCAUCUCUGAGAGGGCUAAUCACCCUCCAAGACUGUCACCUCCCCAUGUGACUCCGCAACCUAAAGACCCUGUUUUAAAGUCAACCACCGCCAUCAGUGCUUGUUGGAGAAUUGAUCUGGACAAAUCAGCAAGUCGACCCAAAAAGCUGAAUGGAAACGCAAGGCAUCGAAAGAGAGGGACAUCGCGGACAAGGGCCGCACCCUCGCUGGCUUCAGAACUGACGAGGGUCAUUGAGACAGAGCGGUGUGGGCUUAAGGACAGACGGCCACCCAUGGAACAGAGCACAGCCCAGAAAUAAGCCCUUCCAGUCACCGUCAGAUGAGUUUUGACAAAGUGACAAGACAGUCCAAUGGGGAAAAGGGACUUCUCCACCAGAAGCAUGGGAAGCUGCGGCCACCCGCAAAAGAAGGCGGUUGGGUCCCCUCGUCACACCUCGUCCAAAAAUUAACUCCAAAUAGAUCAAGGAUUUAAACAUAAGAGCUACAGCUAUAAAACUCUAAGAAGAAAACAGAAUUACUCUUCAUGAUUUUGGAUUUGGCAAUGACAUCAGAAGCACAAAUGGAACUGGGAGGGGUGGCACACACCUGUGAUCUCAGGUACUCGGGAGGCUGAGGAAGGAGGAUCACAAAUUCAAGGCCAGCCUGGGCAACUUAGCCAGACCCUGUCUCAAAAUAAAAAGGGCUGGGGAUGUGGAGCUCAGUGGUUAAGUGCCCCUGGGUUCAACCCCUACCACCAUCAAUCAAUCAAUCAAUCAAUCAAUAUGACCCAAUUUAAAAACGGGAAAUGGUUUUGAAAAGCCUUUCUCCAAAGAUAUGAGCAAUAAACAUGUGGGAAGAUUUUUUUUUUCUGUACCAGUGAUUGAACCCAGAGGGACUUAACCACUGAGCCACAUCCUCAGACCUUUUUAUUUAUUUUUCAUAUUUAUUUAUUUAGUUUUCGGCGGACACAACAUCUUUGUUUGUAUGUGGUGCUGAGGAUCGAACCCGGGCCGCACGCAUGCCAGGCGAGCGCGCUACCGCUUGAGCCACAUCCCCAGCCCACCUUUUUAUUUUUUGAGACAGGGUCUUGCUAAGUUGCUUAGGGCCUUGCUAAGUUGCUUAGGCUGGCCUCAAACUUGCGAUCCUCCUUCCUCAGCCGCCCAAGUAGCUGGGAUUACGGCGUGCCACCAAGCCCAGCCGGAAGGAUGUUUGGCAUCAUUAAUCAUUAAGGAUAUGCAACUCGAGGGGUGCAGUGCAUAGGAGGCUGAGGCAGGAAAAUCAUGAGUUCACAGCCAGCCUCAGCAAAUGCAAGGCACUAAGCAACUCAGUGAGACCCUGUCUCUAAAUAAAAUGCAAAUAAAUAGAGCUGAGAAUGUAGCUCAGUGUUUUAGUUCCCCUGAGUUCAAUCCAUGGGACCCACCUUCCCCCUCCCCCCCAAAAAAAAAGGAUAUGUGACUCAAAGCCACGAGUGGUGGCGUUUCACACCAGAAAGCCAGACCAGUGACUGCGAGGAUGUGAAGAAAUUGGAACUCAGGGCAUUGCUGGGGAAGGCGAGACGGAGUGACAACUUCAGAAGAACACCCUGGCACUUCCUCAAAAAGUUCAGCCAAGUCACCACAUGACCAGCACUUCCCCCCUCAGGUACGUCUGCGGAGAAACGAACACGUCCACGAAAAGUCAUGAGGGAGCGUGCAUAGGUGGCAGGAGGUGGCAGCCCAAAGGUGGAACCCACGUCAGAAUCCGCCUGAGGAGUGUGUCUGUGAGGGCUUCGCGGCGAGGGUGAGCAGGGGGUCCGAGUGGGCCAGGUGGGAGGACACCCUCAGUGUGGGUGGCAUCUCAUCUGCUGGGGGCCCAGAGAGCAAGUACAGAAGGUGACUGGUGUCUUCCAAGCCCCGGAUGGACUCUUCCUGCUCCUUGGACAUUGGAAUCCCAGGCUCUGUGGCCUGUGGGCUCCGGGACCUGUCCCAGCAGCCCCUUCCUUCUCAGGCUUUUGGCUUCAGACUGGGAAUGAAACCUUCGGCUUCCCUGGUUUGGAGGCUCUGAGGCCUUUGGACUUGGACUGAGUGACCCAACCCAGAUCCAGGGUCUCCAGCGCAGAGAAGGCCUCUGCAAUCCCAGGAGCCAAUGCCUCUCAGUAGUCCCCUCUCACAUCUCUACACACACCCAGUGCUGGCUCCCCAGGGAGCCCUCAGACAGAUGGGCACAGCCGCACAAGGAGCCAUCAUUCAGCAAUAUGGAAUUUUUGAGAUGGGGGUCUCACGUUGUGACCCAUGCUGACCUCCAACCCUCGGACUCAAGCAACCCCCUCCUGAGCCACACAUGCUGUGUGAUUCCACUUACAGGGAAAAGUCUGCGGCUGGCAGAACCAGAGUCAGAGAGCAGACCAGUGGGCUGGGAGGAGGGUACGGGGCUCCUCUGGUGGGCACAGAGCUUCUUUGGGGGGCACCAAAAACGUAAUAAAAUCAGCAUGCUGUGCAGCAGAACUGCACAACCCUACCACCAUAAUAAAUAAAUAAAAUGACCCGAUUUAAAAAUGGGAAAUGGUUUUGAAAAGCCUUUCUCCAAAGAUAUGUGCAAUAAACAUGUGGAAAGAUUUUUUUUUUUUCUGUACCAGUGACUGAACCCAGAGGGACUUAACCACAGGGCAAAUUUUAGGGCACGUGAAUUAUGUCUCAGUAAUGUUGUUAUUGAAAACAUACAUACAUGUGUGUGAAUAUGUAUUUAUAUGUUGUUUUCUUUCCUUUCCUU
Molecule: messenger RNA, 9032 nt
Organism: Marmota monax (woodchuck)
Lineage: Eukaryota; Metazoa; Chordata; Mammalia; Rodentia; Sciuridae
Exons: 2
Coding region: 5696-6604 (302 amino acids)
Source: RefSeq, a predicted model, not a curated record